This is a messenger RNA of Macroventuria anomochaeta, 2726 nucleotides long. RefSeq lists its product as uncharacterized. Gene Ontology annotation, molecular function: lipid binding. The record is from RefSeq and is a predicted model, not a curated record. The coding region runs from base 71 to 2296 and encodes 741 amino acids. Lineage: Eukaryota; Fungi; Ascomycota; Dothideomycetes; Pleosporales; Didymellaceae. The transcript is spliced from 3 exons.
GUUGCCUUGAUGUCGUGUAAUUGAGUUUGAUGAGCAGCUUUCACGCCUCAACACCAUCAAUUCCACCAAAAUGUCAUCUUGUCUUGGGUUCCGUAAACGCGGCGAUGACCAGCAGCCGCUGCUGCCCCAGUACCGCGAUGACACGGUCCUACAGAGGGAGCUCCACCAGAAGCUGCACUCGUACCAGAUGAUCCGUGCUCUUGGGAAGGGAUUCAUGCCCUCCAAUGAGCAAGCGAUCAUCAACCUUCGAACCCUCCUCGCCGCCGACAUCCUUAACCCCGACAACCCAGAACUCAGCGACUCCGGACGCCUACUUGUCAAGUUCACCAAGCAAUGGCUUCACCAGUUCAUCGAGCUGUUACAACACAAGAACAGCAAAGAUCAGAUCCAGGACUUCCUCUGGUACUUGUCCAAGGCCCGCGUCGAGGUGGAUGUAGCAGACAUCGCACGUAGUGCUACUCGAUCUAAGGCUAAGGCCGACACAUUCGCAGCCUACCAAAGCCUCCAAACCGUCGGCUCGCUACUGCUCACGAACUCGGACUUCCGCAUCUUCUUGUCAGACCUUAACACUGUUGGCCGGGAAGUGUUCAAGGACACUGCAUUCACAAUUUCAGACGUUGCGAAGGAAGUUGGUAAGAAGGUCGAGCCUUCUGAAGCAGAGCAGAAGGCACUGAAAGAGCCGGGUGCAGAUGCUGGAAACGGCAAGGCUGCGUCGUCUGAGGAGUUGAAUGGCGAGGUUCAAGAGGUCGCUAAAGUUGUUGCGUCAGGUGCCGUCGAGGUAGCUCAAGAGGCCGGCAGUAGCAUUGCCGACAAGCUCCAAGGUGCCGAAGGUGAUUCGCUGCUGUACAGGCUAAAGAAGACCGUCACAAACCUACGACAGAAGCGCGACUACUCCGACUCGGUCUCGACGCUGUCCUUGCUCCUCCAGAGAUAUGCCAGGACAUACUCCCGCAUGGCUGAGGAGGCCGUGGGCACCGUCCAAAAUGAUGUCGACACGAAUCGUGAAAUGGACAAGGCUGUGAAGAACUUCUGGUUGCUUAUGAGUUCGUUCGGUGAUCGCAACGAUUGGAAGGAGCUCGAGACUCGUUUCCACAAGCUCCUGGAGCACUCGAAGAGGGACCCAGCAUUCGAAGACCUACUCAUGGACGUUGGCAACUCACUACAGAAACUCUUGACCGACCCAGACUUCUUCGACCAUGUUGACGAGAAGUUCCAGGAGCUCCGUAAGAAGUCGAGCGGUGUCGGCAAUGACUCUUCACUGCGCAAAGACGUAGAUGCUUUCUUCGAGCAGACUCAGAGGACAUUUGCAGCAGUAGCGCGCGAUGAGGAUGUUGCAAAGCUCAUCCAGUCAACGUUCAGAAUCUGGAGCAUUCUGUCACCUCAGCACAGCUACACCAACACUGAACUGAUCCAGGACGCUAUAAACGUUUUCGUUCCCUUGAUCAUCUCGGCAAUCCAGUACGUUCCCAUUCCGCGUCUCGAGGUGUCCACCCCAGAAGUCGAUCUUCUCUUGGAGAACCUCAUUAUCGAGCCUGGAAAGACCAUCAAUCACACAUCCUUCCUGCCCUUCCGCUUCAAAGUCGAGACAUACAACGACUUCGAGCUACGAAAGGCUCGAUUCCGCGUUGCUUCCAAGGCGACAUCCAAGUUCACAAUCAAGAUCGAUGGGCUCUCUUUCCGUGCCGAUGAGAUUGGUUUCCUCCUACGAGCUCACUCCGGCCUGCUCCGCUUAGCAGAUGAAGGUAUUGCCUCAUUCCAGAUGGACGAGCGUGGCCUUGACAUUCACCUCGACGUCGAAAUUGGCAAGGAGAAGCAAGAGCAGAUGCUCACUCUACGCGCUGUCCGCGUCAACAUCCACAAGCUGAGCUACACAUUGCGCAAGUCCAAGUUUAGUUUCUUCGGCUGGAUCAUGAAACCUCUCCUUCGCCCAGUCAUCCGCAAAGUGAUGGAGAUGCAGUUGGCGAAGGGUAUCGCCGAUGCCAUUCACUCCGCCAACCGCGAGCUUCUAUUCGCGAGAGAGAGGUUGAGGGCUACACGCAUCUCGGACCCUGACGACCUGAGGACAUUCUUUAAGGCUGUUCUUACUCGCCUGACACCAGAGGACGAUCCCGAUCUGUACACUCGUGUCGGUGUUGCCGCACCAGGCAAGGGUGUCUUCGCUGGCAAGUACGCACCUGGCAGUGUUGUCAAGCUGUGGGAAGAGGAAGGUCGCCGGGCGACCGAGAGAAUCGAUGACUGGGACGAGGGUGGCUGGAGGAACGAUGUGUUCGAUCUUCACACACAGAUGCUUUCUUGAACGUAGGCUUCCACAUUCGUCUUCCUUGAGUGCACCUAGGGUUAUGGAGUUUUGAGGCUGCCAAAACACAGGUCUGCUUUCGUCACGCCGUUACACGAUACCUCAGAUUGUAGUAUAUCUAGCAAGCGUACAUGUACACAAUGAUCAUGAUUUAUGAAGUUCCGAGUUCUCGAGCUUUGUUUUCAAGUGUAGCUCCUGAUCACCCACUACAAAAUCGUAUCCAAGUUCAGCAGACUAAUGACAAUGUUUUGGAUGGAUCGAAAGGAACAACUCAAUGAGACGAAGACGAAAGAAGAUAAAUUGGAUGCCAAUAUGUGCCAAUACUCCAAACCAAACCAAUACAACGCUCUAUGCCAAAAUGAGGAUCCAGACACCACUAAAGUCUCAAACCUCAUUUCAGUAUACUAUCCCCCGCCCGUCUCCUAUCCUU